Molecule: messenger RNA, 2130 nt
Organism: Paramormyrops kingsleyae
Lineage: Eukaryota; Metazoa; Chordata; Actinopteri; Osteoglossiformes; Mormyridae
Gene: emp1a
Product: epithelial membrane protein 1
Cellular component (GO): plasma membrane
Source: RefSeq, a predicted model, not a curated record
AAGGCGGGGUGGGGUCUCGUGUUUAUGGGAAUUUGUGUAGCAUACGGGAUCGAAAUAUUGUAUCUGAAAUUUAGAAACGACGAAGAGGGCGUCAAUAAAUAAAUCGACUGCCUUGCACACCCAUUUUAAAAUCUAUUCAGUGCAUUCAGAUUGGACACAAGAUCCAGUACUUAGUACUUUCAACAUAUAUCGUUAAAUACUUUAAUUUUAUCGAGUUAAUCUGAAACUGUUUAACGUUUAAGCGAAAGAUAUAUUACAAGUAAAGAAAGUAAAAUAUACAAGUAAAAUAUACUUAAAAGUUAAAUCUGUAUUGACUACAUAAUUCGAUUUGCUUUCAUUUCUAAACGGCAAUACUUCCUUGGAAGCUCGAAUUCAGUUUCUGGAAACGGACCUUAACAGAUAGCAUGUGGAUACACGUGGCCAGCAUCUUCACCCUUCACGUCACCACUGUGAUCCUUCUCCUCAUCGCCACCAUCAAAAACGCGUGGUGGUAUACGGACACGAUGGCGACAGAUGUGUGGGGAAGGUGGAGAAUGGUGGGCAGAGGCUGGACAUACAGUGAACUGCCUGGCAGUUACCCUGACGAGCCACUCCAGGUUGUGCAGGCCACCACAGUGCUAGCCUGUUUGUUUUCCAUCCUGGGCCUUUUCGUGUACGUGGCUCAGCUCUUCCUGCUCAGAAAGGGGCAGAAGUUCAUACUCUCCUGCGUUUUCCAGCUCGUCUCCUGUCUCUGUAUAAUGAUAGCUGCGUCUGUCUACACGGCCACCUUCCACAAGGACGAGGACGGCUGGUACGGCCCUUCCUACGUCCUGGCGUGGAUUUCCUUUGUCCUCACCUUCAUCUCCAGUAUCUGCUACUUCUUCCUGCUCAAGACGACCACCGAGUCAUGAAAAGGUCGGGGCAAAAGGAAGGCAAAGAAUACUUUCAUAAAGAAUCCAAGAGUAGAUAUUAAAAUUACUAUAGGUUCCUCAGUCUCUUAGUAACUCGCUGGUUAGUUGAGUCACAAAGGAUAAAGAUCUGAAAGAGGAGAUGAAAAUAUACAGCGUAUCAAGUGUAUUGUACCAAUAUGUUUUUCUUGGUGGAAGAAACAACUUCCAUCCAUUUUAGAACAAUUGUAGAAAUUAAGGGAACGUGAUGAUGGAGGAGGUGGCAGGUUACGUAAGGGUUGCAAACAAUGAGAUGGUGCAAAGAAUUAACUAAAACACAUUGUAUAUAACAAACGUUACUUAGUGAGCGUACGGUACCCCAGGACUGAUCAUCCUUUGAACCAACUUCUGUACGGUGGUGUUCAUUCAUUUGGUAGAAGAUGAAAGUUGAAUUAUGCAUGUGAUUUUUGGUCAUGUUUUCAAGGUAUGUUUAAAUGUGACACUGAGGGCAUUAUAGGAGCACAAAACAAUGGCUUUCAUAAAUGGCACGGGCAAACCAACCCUAGUCAUCAUUAAUCAUGUGCCACGAUUAAUAAGUGGUCUGUUGGAGGGAAGCAACAUUUCAUUUAGUUUCACUUUCUCCCACCCUCACCCAUACAGGGGUCAAUAAGCCUUGUUUUUUAGAAACUCCACAAAGUCUAAAUGUUGAACUAAAUGGCAGCAGGCACAGCAGACUAUGACCGGGUUUCGGAAAUUCAAUUGCUCUCGCUGAAAAUGAAACUAUGGUCAAUGUUGGUGCUUGUGUGACUGGCAGGGGUGAUAAGUGUUUGUCAUACUCUUUAACAUUCCACGAAACCCUGCUCUACGAGAACAGUUCCAAGUUUUCCAUUUGAGAUGGAAGCAUGACAGAGCACCACCAAGCUGUCGCAAUGUGUACUACACUAUUGUGUAAUAAGUCACUGGUAGGUAGCAUGGAACAUUAUUGAUAGGAUUUUGACAUAUACAUAAUGCUGAAAUGUAAUUUCAAUGACUGUAUUUUAUGAGCCAUAUAUUACUUUACAUAUAUAUAUAUAUGAUCAGUCAGGCCAAAAAACUGUACUAGAUAAAAAAUAAUUCAGGUAAAACAGGACAACUAUGUUUAAGCACGUUGUGGUACAUGUAUAUAGAAUUUGUUUUCUAACAUUUUUACUGGAAUUUUAAUCAGUGUAAAUUUGCAUAACGUAUUAUGAAGUUUUUUUUGGAGAAAAAGAUGUUUUGCUCAUCA